This is a messenger RNA of Selaginella moellendorffii, 1787 nucleotides long. Its product is annotated as RNA-binding protein EWS. The transcript has 5 exons. The coding region runs from base 193 to 1590 and encodes 465 amino acids. Lineage: Eukaryota; Viridiplantae; Streptophyta; Lycopodiopsida; Selaginellales; Selaginellaceae. Gene Ontology annotation, molecular function: RNA binding; transcription coregulator activity. Gene Ontology annotation, cellular component: nucleus. The record is from RefSeq and is a predicted model, not a curated record. Gene Ontology annotation, biological process: regulation of DNA-templated transcription.
CUAAAGCUAGGGUUCGAUUCCUUGGUAGGUUCUUAGCUAGGGCUUGGAGGCGAUAGAUCGAUCGACCGCGCGGCUAGGAGCUCGGCUGCGACUAGGAGGCGUUGUCAAUCUCUGGUUUGCCGCGGGGUACCGGCUUGGUGGAUCUCUUUCUCUGGAUUUCUGUCCCAGGCAUUGUGAUUCGCUACCACUACCAUGGGGGAUCGCCACGGCGGCUACGAUCUCAGGCGAGCGCCGCCACACGAGCGCCUGGACAAGCGCGAUGGUCGGAUCGGGGGUUUCCGGAAUCACAGCGAGUGGGAUAGAGGAGAGAGGAGCAACGGCAGGGAAAGGGAUCUGGAGAGAGGCGGCGGGGACAGAGACAAGGAGCCGCGGCGAGGGUUGAGUAGUCUCAUCGUCAAGGGCGGAUCCAGCUCCGCAGAAAUUGGCCAUGGUUUCCAGGGAUCUAUGCCUCACCAUCACGCCCGGAAUGGCUUGCCACACUAUGAGCCGCGGGAGGAGAGAGUCCGUUCUUCAGGAUUCGGUGACGCGGUUUACAUCUCCAAUCUCCCAGACGAUGCCAGGGAGGGGUCCGUGGCAAUGUUACUCGGAGAAGGUGCUGGGGUGAAGAUCGACCACAGAUCCAGGCUCCCCAUGAUCAAGAUAUAUGAAAACAAGGAUACAGGAUCCAAGGAAGCAGAGGUGGUGGUAGAGAAUAUGCAUGCGGUGGACGCAGUGAUUAAGCACUUCCAUGGCUACAGCUUUAGAGGGCGGAAGCUUCACGUAUCCGCUGGUCUGCACCGGGGCCAGGCGGCCAGCCCGGUUUCUCGUCACAGGCGGUCGGAUCACUACGUAGAGCACGAUGGUUUCCGCGGUGGCGGCGGUGGUGGCGGUGGCGGUGGCGGCGGUGGCGGCGGUGGUGGUGGAAGAACAAGUCCUCGGGGGUACCGUGACAGUAGAGCUCGAGGUCGUCCGGUCGAUCUUCCGCCGUUUGAUCGCCCCGGCGGCCAUCGCUCGCCACCUUACAGGAGGGAAUUCGACGGGCCUCCUCGGAACAAUCCGAAUAUCGUGCCAAGAGAGGGCGACUGGAUUUGCUCGGAGCCAACGUGUGGGAAUCUCAACUUUGCUCGUCGAUCUAACUGUAACAGCUGCCAGAGGCCUCGCCACCCUUUUGCGAUGGAGCCGCCUCCGCCGCGGGGAUUUCACGAUGCUCUACCGCCUCCCAGCGUCCUCGGCCCGCCUCCCAUGUCCAGAGGUAUGAUCGACUUGGGACCUCCUCCGCAGGUCUGGGACCGCAUGAUGCCGCGGGGAUUUCACGACAGGAUGCCACCCAUGGACGCCAGGUUCAUGGAGCAGCAUCCCCAGGAGAGGGGAGGAUUCCGGGAGAGAGACGUUGGCAUCCACGAUAUGAACGGUGGUGGUGGUGGUGGUCAUGGUGGUCAUCACAGGGAUCGAAGGCCUUCUUCUCCGGGGGAGAGUAGAAUGGACAGGGAGUUUGAUGAUCGCUAUAGCCGGAGGCCUCACUCUCGUCCCAGGUGGGAGGCCGACUUGAAAGUCCGGGACCGUGGGAUUCACAAGCGCCAGUCUUCUCCGAGGGGUGGCAGGAAGGUGUGAGCAGUGAGAUCGAUAUGGCUGUGAAAAGAUCGAGAAGAAGAGUCUCUAUUGGUAAGGUUUGCAAAAGUUUGGUUGCUUUAUUUUAUCAGUUCCUUGUUUUUCUUAACAUGAGCACUUACAGACUGUAUUUGCAAUUAAUAUUUUGUGAAGUCGCUUAGUAUUAUUUUGCCUUUAAAAUCACAUUAAUAUUUGGAUUA